Loxodonta africana (African savanna elephant) is the source of this 2356-nucleotide messenger RNA. Its product is annotated as zinc finger protein 397-like. Lineage: Eukaryota; Metazoa; Chordata; Mammalia; Proboscidea; Elephantidae. Gene Ontology annotation, molecular function: DNA-binding transcription factor activity, RNA polymerase II-specific; RNA polymerase II cis-regulatory region sequence-specific DNA binding. Gene Ontology annotation, biological process: regulation of transcription by RNA polymerase II. Bases 722 to 2260 code for a protein of 512 amino acids. The record is from RefSeq and is a predicted model, not a curated record. The transcript has 4 exons.
UCUACCGGGGCGGUGGGUGCCAGGUGAAGUAGCCCUGCGCCUUGAUCGGCCGGCCUCGGGGUCGCGGCUCUUUGUCGUGGAGGCGGCUCUCAGCGUUUUGGGGACGCAGAGGACGCCGGCGCUCAGUGCGCUGUUUUCCGGAGAAGGCGCAGGUCUUCUUUACCCCCGCGACUUUGCAAACGCGGUGCUUUAACCGGGCGUUUAAAAUUAGAAGUGAGGUCACACAUUGGCGGCAUAAAUACUCAGUCGCUAAAGUUAGCCGUAAUAUUAGGGUUAAAUUUUACUCAUCUGUCCUGCUGACUGAUUCAAGGGCAUACCCUCCUAUCGAUAUUCCCCUAACCUAAAAUCAGAUCAUGUUUGCUCUGUACCACACGUCUAUAUAAUUAUUUGUUGCUGUGUUUCACCGUUUACAUUUUUACUCCCAGUAUCUUCUAUGCUUUUUGAAGGUUGAGGUUAUUUAUACUUCUGUUGUGCUUGUUUAUAAUAUAUAACAUGUUCUAUUUUUGAUAUUUAACAUGUUUUGAACACGUUUUGAACAGCGUUUAGCAAACACUUACUGGUUAAUUUCUCUGAAGACUCAUUUAUCUUCUGGGCAAGAACCCUGAUAUCCCAGGCAAGGGACAGAGCCAAAAGAAAGCCUUUGAAAGAAGAAAUACUAAAGAAACUGUGAAGCACAGAACCCAGUUGUAGCAAACUUUUUGCUAAGCUGCCUCAGCCUAGAAUGGCUGUGGAAUCCAGAGCACUUGCAACCCUGGUAACUCAGGAUCCUCAGGAACAGGAACUAAUCGUAGUGAAAGUAGAAGAGGGCCUUUCCUGGGGUCAGAAAUCUAAGCAGGAUGGGAGUGCCCAGGCCUGCCAAGAAAUGUUUCGCCAGCAAUUCAGAAAGUUUUGCUACAAGGAGACUCCUGGGCCGCGGGAGGCUCUGGGGCGACUUCACGAGCUUUGCUAUCGGUGGCUGAUGCCAGAGUUGCACACAAAGGAGCAGAUCCUGGAACUGCUGGUGUUGGAACAGUUCCUGAGCAUCCUGCCUGAGGAGCUGCAGGUCUGGGUUCAGCAACAGAGUCCAAAAAGCGGCGAGGAAGCUGUGACCCUGUUGGAGGAUUUGGAGAGAGAGUUCGAUGAUCCGAGGCAACAGGUUCCAGCUAGUCCACAGGGUCCAGCAGUGCCCUGGAAGGAUUUGACAUCUCUUGGAGCAUCCCAAGAGUCAACAGAUGUCCAACUCCAGCCUUUAAAGACACAGCUGAAAUCCUGGGAACCUUGCCUGUCCCUCAGAAGUGAUUGUGAGAACAAAGAAUCAGCAACAAAGGAGGAAAUUUUGGGAGAAAAACCACAGGGCUUUCCCCCGGAGCCUUCAUUUCAAGAAGUUAGUGAACAUGAAAACCAUUUAGAGUGGCAGCAAAGAAGUACUACAGGGGAGAAAUUAAGAUCUCCGUCCCAAGGAGACAGUUUUAGGCAAAUGGCCUUUACACAUGAAUCUCUAGGAAAGAGAGACCGCCAUGAUAAUCCUCAAAGAAGCAUGAUUCUAAGUGCAAACUCUUUAACAUAUCAGAAAGUUCAUACAGAAGAGAGACCUUACAGAUGUGAUGUAUGUGGGCACACCUUCACACAGCAUUAUACUCUAACGCAACAUCAGAGAAUCCAUACUGGAGAAAAGCCCCACAAGUGUAACCAGUGUGGGAAAGCCUUUAGUUUGAGCUCAUACCUUAUUAUUCAUCAGAGAAUUCAUAGUGGGGAGAAAGCAUACAAAUGCAGUGAAUGUGGGAAAGCCUUCAAUCAGAGAUCAGCCCUUAUUAGACAUCAGAAAAUCCAUACUGGUGAGAAAGCUUGUAUAUGUAAUGAAUGUGGCAAAGCAUUCAGUCAAAGUUCAUAUCUGAUCAUACAUCAAAGAAUUCACACUGGUGAGAAACCCUAUAAAUGUAAUGAAUGUGGAAAAGCCUUCAGUUUGAGCUCAAACCUCAUCAGACAUCAGAGAAUUCAUAGUGGAGAGGAACCUUAUCAGUGUAAUGAAUGUGGCAAAGCCUUCAGUCAAAAUUCAGAUCUGAUUAUACAUCAAAGAAUUCACACUGGUGAGAAACCGUAUGUAUGUAAUGAAUGUGGAAAAGCCUUCAGUUUGAGCUCAAACCUCAUCAGGCAUCAGAGAAUUCACAGUGGAAAGGAAUCUUAUCAGUGUAAUGAAUGUGGCAAAGCUUUUAAAAGGAGCUCAGCCCUUACUCAGCAUCAGAGACUCCACUCUGGGAAUGAAGCUUAUACAUACAUGUAGUGAAUGUGGGAAAACUUUCAGGCAGGGAACAGCCCUUAUGCACCAUCAGAGAGUCCACACUGUAGAAUAACUUGUGAAUACAAUGACUAUUGUAAA